Betta splendens (Siamese fighting fish) is the source of this 9660-nucleotide messenger RNA. It is a transcript of the gene cdk5rap2, whose product is annotated as CDK5 regulatory subunit associated protein 2. The coding region runs from base 284 to 9298 and encodes 3004 amino acids. Gene Ontology annotation, cellular component: microtubule organizing center. NCBI's taxonomy places the organism in Eukaryota, Metazoa, Chordata, Actinopteri, Anabantiformes, Osphronemidae. The transcript is spliced from 53 exons. The record is from RefSeq and is a predicted model, not a curated record.
GACGCAAAGAUUAGAGUCACAGUAGUCUUCUUGUCAGCUCAUGAAAGGCUUCUCCGUCCAUUUAUUUGUCUGCAUUUUGCUCCUCUUGUCUGAUCAUGAGCACUAGGCUGCCACUGGCACAUGGUCAUGGUCGCACACACAGAGACAAACCUCUGUCAGAGUGCAUGUAAAUGAAACAGAGUAAUUCUUAAGCUAUUUUUGGAGCGUCCUUAGGGCUCAGCAAAACUGGCCAGCCUGCAGACUACCCGACUCCAUAGAUGCGGGAGAAUACUCCACAGACAGCAUGACAGCUCCAUUCUUUCCUGAAAAGAUGUCCCCUGUCAAAGCUCUCACCAUGAAGGACUAUGAAAAUCAAAUCACAGCUCUGAAGAAGGAGAACUUCAACCUGAAGCUGCGAAUUUACUUUAUGGAGGAGCGCAUGCAGCAGAAAUGCGAUGACUCUACGGAGGACAUAUUCAAAACGAAUAUUGAGCUGAAGGUUGAGCUGGAAUCUAUGAAGAGGGAGCUGGCAGAGAAACAGGAGCUGCUCGUGUCAGCGUCAAAAGCACUGGAGAGUCUAGCUGGCCGAGAAUCGGGAGACCCUCAUCGUGUGAGAGAGCAUGCUCAGCGAGAGAUGGAAGCACUUAGAGAUGCAUUCAAUAAGAGGAUAGCUGACCUGGAACAGUGUCUGCGAACAGCUGAGGAAGAGGUUGAGAAGAUGGCAGCCAUCGCUGAGCAGGAGAAGCUUAAGAAUAUUGAUAUGGGAAAGCAGCUCCAAGUCCUAGAUCCUUCAAGUGCCUUCUCCUCUUCACACCUCCCAAUCCCAAUGUAUGACAUGCAGAAAGCCCUGCAGGAAAAAGACAAUAUCAUUGAGCAGCUUAACAUCACUUUAAAGAACCAGGAGGCCAUGAUCCAUCAGAGAAACAAUGCAGACCAAAUGACAGAUGCACCAUCAGCGGACUGUGUCAAACUAACUGAUCUCCUGUCUAAAAAGGAUCAGGAAAUUGAGGCCCUGAGGAAUGAGCUCCAUGGAGAGAGAGAAAAUAAACAACCAGACCAUCAGCUCCUGCGCUGCAUCUCAAGGCAGCAAGUGUCUCGCCCUGAAGGAAGCCACAUCCCAGUCCUGAACAGGCCAGGCACUGCUUUCCUCACCUCUCAUGCUAGGCGCAAAAACAGAGAGGCAAAAUGGAAAUCUUUGCAUAAUCUUACAGAGGAGUUUGAUGAUGAAUACACCCCUGUCAAAUUGGAGAAGAGUGAAAUUAAUCAGUUGGAGUCCUGCAAUAAGCUGCUGACUGAAGAGCUCACACAGGCAAAAAGCACUAAUGAGAACCUGACGAGAACAGUGGAGGACAUCAAGAAUCAAAUUAAGACCCUGUCACUGAAUUUGGAAGAAAAGGAGGAUGAACUCAACUCUGAAAGAAGAAAUGCUCUGAAAAGAGACAAAACUAUCCAGGGACUGACUCAGGUUCUCAAAGAAAAGGAAAAAGAGAUUGCAGAGUUGUGCCAUGAAAUUGAGGACAGGGAUGACGCGUUGACCAAGGCUAGAGAGGCAGCACAUAAAGCCCAAUUGCAGAAAUACCAGGGAGUAGAAGAGCACCAGAACUUAUUAAUGGCAAAGCAAACAGAGCUAGCACAACUCCAGGGGGAACACCAUGCCAAGUUGCUUGAAGUCCAAAAGUUACAGCGUGCUCUGGACAGGACAGAGCAGGAGCUGACUGACUUGCAGCAGGCAAAGGACCAGCUAGAGAUGGACCUUGAGGAUCUGCAACAACAGAAGAAGAAGGGAGACAAGGCCCUCAAUGAUCUGAACAAUCAGCUGAAGAAGCUGAGCAGUGAGAUUGGGGAGAGAGAGAAUGCUCUGGAACAACAGUACCAGGAGACGCUUGACGAAACCAAAAGAAAAUUGCAGGCACAUGAAGUCACCAUACAACGACUCACAUCUACGCUAGCUGAUAGAGAACAGCAGCUACAGGAAUACAUAAACAUGAUCAGAGACUUUGAGCAAAGCAAAAGCCCAGGAGGAAAUGAUACCAUGCUCUCCAAGCUGCGGCAAAGGCUGAAAGAAAAAGAGAAGGCUCUGGAGCAAGCGCUGGAUGAGAAAUUUGCUGCCAUUGAGGAGAAAGACAAUGAGAUACAUCAGCUACAGUUGGCACUAAGGGAAAAGGAAAGAGACAUGGAUAGGCUCAAUAAUUUGCUUUCUCACAACGAAGAAACCAUUAAUAGUUUUGACAGUCUGAUAAAAGAAAAGGAUGUGGAGCUACAGCAUCUUGCAAAUACCCUAAAAAAUCUACAGAGGGCCAAGCAAGACGUGGAGGAUAACCUUAACAGAUCACUGAGGGAGAAGGACGCCAUCAUCAGCCAGCUGCAGCUCUCCCUGGAGGGCAAGACAAAAGACAUGGAGGAAAUAACUAAAUCGAUGUUAAGCCAGUCACAGACUCAUGUAAAUGACCUGGCAGAACAAAUGGGUCAAAGGUUAAAGGUCACUGAGGCUAUGUUGGCUGAAGCUGUUAAAGCCAGGGAAAGGCUAAUUGCUGACAAUGAGGGUGCUGUGGAAGGACUGUUGGCCACAAUUAGUAGCAAGGACCAACUUCUCAAGGAAUCUGCUGAGCACUACAAUCGCAUGUUGUCUGAACGUUCUCAGGAGAUUCAGGAACUGAAGAAGCAGUUGUCUGACAGGCAACAGCAGCUUUACGCCACUGAGACCCAAAGCUCCACUGCUGCUCAAGAGAGUUAUUUAGAGACUGCAGAGCUCAAAGCUUUGCUUGCUGAAAAGGACAGCCUCAUCAAUAAACUUCUGCAUCGUGGUCAGGAAAGAGACCAAUUUCUGGCAGAGAUGAGACAAAAAGGGGAGUCGGAUCAUGUGUUGGAGCUGAGACAAACUAUUCAGAUUAUGCAGGAGAAGCUGGACGAGCGGGAAGCUGAGCUGUCCAGAAGAAACAGUGAGGGAAGUGUUGAGAACAUUCCAAUUACCAAGAAAACUGUUAUUCUAAAGAAGGAACUAGCACAAAAAACUGAGGCCCUGAACAAAGCCCUGAAGAGGGAGAAUGAACUUAAGAUUUCAUUGGCAGAGCUACAGUCAUUGCUGUCUGAACUGGAGGGUCGCAAUGAAGGUCAUGCUGCCAAUAUUGAGUCGUUGACUUCUACUCUAAAGACCAAGGAUGAGAUUAUCAAUAGUCUUCACCAACGCCUUGGUCAGCGAGGUGACGGUCCGGCUGAUCAUACACAGGAUCGAGUCAUUGGUCCUGGCAUGGAGAGAUCACCUCCGGGGCUCCCACAAAGAGAGAAAACCAUGAUUGGUGGAGACAGCCAACAAGAAGCUUUACCCAAACUCCUAGCUUUGCAACAGGAGCAUGAUGCUCUGAACAAAGCCCUGAGAGCUGAACAACAGCUCUACUCUAGCUUGGUCAGGACUGUGAAGGAGCAGGACAGUGCCAAGCGUCUCCAUGCUCUGCAGCUGGAACUGACAGCAGUGCAGCUCCUCAGGCAGCAUCUAGAGGAGAGUGUCAGAACUAAUGAGGAGCUAAGGGAAGACUUGGAAAGAGAGAUACACAGAGCCAAACUCAGAGAAGGUAUGGACCUCAUUGAUCCUAAAGAACUUGAGAGCUUGAGGCAUCAGCUCGAAGAUGCACAGCGCUGGAAUGCUUCUCUGCAGGCUCGCCUAGGAGCCAUCCAGAACCGUGGAGGUGGAGUUGGUGGAGCCAAUGAUGGUGGUGACACUUUGAGUUUUAUUGGCGAUCAGACGUCCUACAUGAGUAUCUGUGUAGGAGAGGGGCAUGAUGACAGCUUGUCUCCACAAGAGCUCAAAGACAAGGUGCUGGAGCUGCAGGACUGUGUCAGCAAAUUGCAGACUUCAAACACUGAGCUUCAGACCCGAUUGUCACAAAUGGAGAAGUCAGAGCGUGAUGCUUGUAGCCAGGAAGAUGAAACAAAGGUCAGCAGUAACCUUUGUAAACAGCAGCUAGAGGAGAUGCAUCCGACACAGCCUUUGGCUCAAAGUAACAAAUCGCACCAUUCCAGCGAGGAUAAAGAGACCCAGACAGACAUCAAGAUCAUGUCUGGAAAGCCGAUGGGUGAUGAAAGCAUAGACAGUGGCCUUGGCCAGAGUAGAGAGCAUGCUCACUCUAGCAACACUUUGGACACUGGAGAGGGAGACUCUAAAAAGAAAAAUGAAGAUCUGAUGGCACUUAAAUCACUGCUGACUGACUGGGGGGUCACAUCAGUCUUGCACCUUAGAGAGCGGCUCCUCAGACUUAGAUCAGAUAAUGUGGAGCUACAAGGUUUCCUGAAAGAACAACAAUCCAUGGAGCCUAAAGAAAAAGCAAGCACAGACGCCUCAGGAAACAGCAGUGAUGAGCAGGCUGAAAGGAAACAGAGUGUGGAAAAACUGCAGGCUGAUUCCAAAGGUCACUCUAAGCUGUUGAGGGGAAAGCAAGAGAAGGAUCUAAAGAACUCCAAAGAGGGGUCAGAUGAAGACAUCACAGUUACCACCCAGUUAAUUGUCAGCACUGCAGAGGCGAUGCAGAGUUCACAAACCGAAGGCCAUACACACAGCAGGAGUAUAAAGCGGCAUGUUGCAAAACAUGGGGCUGGUGCCAAAUCUCGCCUUCCCAUCCCUGUGAGACUGAGAACAGAAGCUAGCAAUGAUGGCAGCACAUAUUCUGUAAACUCUGAUCAUCUGCAAACUGACACACUUCAGCCCCCUGCCAAUAUUGUCUAUGGAUCUGAACAUGAGAUGCAUGCGGACUGUGACUCUCCUACGUUACUGCAGGAAAACACUUCCCCUUCCCCUGGACACCGUAGCUUCAGCCCAGUAGGGUCUGACAAGGGCUCCGAUAAUGGAAACACAAUGGAUCAUUCCCACACCAAUUCUGCUCUUUUCACUCAGUUGGAACUCCUCCACCAGGAGUGCCAGGAGAAAGAGGCCCUGAUCGCCAAGCUCAGUGAGCAGCUUGCUGACUGGGAGGAGCUCCAUUCACAACUUCAAAUAAAGGAACAACAAUAUGUGGAUGCUCUACAGGCUGCAGAAUCCACAAUUGCUUACCUGACUGCAUGUAAUCUGGACAGCCAGCUAGGGUCAGAUUCGGGCUCGGUGGAUUCCAAUGCUGCUCUAAGUAGCAGAUGUUUGGAGCUGCAGAAAGCACUACAGGAGAAGGAGGAGCUUAACAACCAGCUUUUAGAGCUUCUAAAUAUGGCGGAGCAAGCCAUCUUCUCCUUCAACAUCCAGGAAAAGAAUCCAAAAUUCAGUGAUCUUUGCUCAAAGAUAGACCAAGGCUUACAGCAUGUCUCAUCAAACAGAGACAGCUCAAAAAGUGCUUUAGGUAGCACAGGUGAGUCCACGCAGGAGUUACGACAAAGUGCGGACACUUUACAAGACACACUUUUAGAGCACAAUAGUCCCAAUGCAAAGCUGCAAGAAAAGCGGAGAGCUACCAAUAACAACGGUAGCCAAGAUGGAAAACAUUUACAGCACAUAGCAGAAAAUGAUGACAGUAGAGCAAAGGGAAGUUCUGAUAAUUGUAGUAUAAAUCAGGAGAUGACAAAUGUUUUGAUGAACUGCCUUAAUGCAGCAGAGUCUGCUGUUGCUUCUCUCGCAGCUCAUUGUUCAAGCACUGGCUUCUUGCCCUCUGCUAGAUCAUUCAAGUUCAGCCCCGACCUGCAAAUGAAUUUAGAUAAACUGCAGAAUGCCCUGCAAGAGAGGCAAGAAAUGGAAGAAUCUACACAUCCAACCUCUAAAUCCAGCAGCAGCAAGUCAACUUCUUCAGAUGUGUCAAAGGGACAACCUCACCAGGAGCUUCAUCAAAAUGUUUGUCUCAUCUAUAUACUCUUCAAUAAACUUUCCCAGAGGAUAUCUGAACUGCAGGCUUCCUUACAAGAAGAAAGGGAUCGUAGAGAGCAAACAGAGGCUCCUUGGACAGUGCAGGAUGGAAAGGCAUUACCCCCAAUUGUUCAGGCCCAACUAGAGACGCUUCAUAAAGCUCUGAGAGAGAAGAAGAAGGCAUGUAAAAGCCUGGAGGAGAAACUGGCCACUGCUCUUACCAACACAUCCUCCCCUGAAACUGCACAGAAAGUGCCAGCUCUGGAGCAGGAUGACAAAGGCGUGCAGGUGGAUUUUCAGGACCUGGGUUACGAAACCAGUGGCAAGAGUGAGAACGAUAGGGAAGAGAGCAGUAGCACAGAUUUAGAGGUUGGUGUAAACCCGAGUUGCAGUGCCUCCAGUCUGCCCUCCUUGCUGAAACAGGCCAACUUCUCUUCUACUGAAAACCUGGACUCAACCUCCAGCACCCCAUACCCUAGUUCCCCAGCUCGAAGCUCAGCCAAGAGUCUGAAGGGCCUGCAGGCCUUGGAUGAGUAUGGUGUUUCUGAGGACCCUCUGCAGCUUCAGGCACAAGUCAGAGAGCUGAAGGUCCAACUAGAGAACCAGACUAAAAGCAUUCUUCAAAUGCAAAGUCUUCUACAAAGGAACUCCCUGUCCAGUGACCUUGCUGUCAAUGAUGACCACAGCCAGGAGAAAAAUCAUAGAAGUGGGCAGCUAACAGAGAAAAAGGAAAGGGAGAAGCAGGCAAAGACGGAUAAAGCCAGUUUGUUGAGCAUAGACCUGGAAAGAGAGAGGCCACUGAACAGAAGCCUGAGUGAUCAGCUGCAACAGACACGGAGCCGCUCUGCAUCCCCUGCCAGACUGGACUCCCUGGUGCAGUCACAGGCCAGGGAGCUGUCACAACUCAGACAACAGAUCAAGGAGAGCCGCCGACUGGGUGCCCUGCAUCGUCUGCAACUAGAUGAGCUUGGCAGGGCCUUCAAGGAUCUGCUGCAGGCCAGUCAAGUGGACUGCUACAUGGGGGAGGUGGUCAAAGAGCAGCUGGACAAAAGCCUGAACCUCCUGGACCGGCUGGAGGGACGGCUGGACAAAGGAGAGUCUCAUCUAGACAACGAGGAAGUGACUUCUCUCGAACUUUCUCACAGUCUUCAGGCGAUUCAGCAGGGAUCACAGUCUCUGCUGUCCUAUGAGGAGAGCAUAAGAGAUCCUCCUGACAGCCCGGCAAGAAUCCAGCUGGAGUUAGAUAAUCUGCGUUUGGAGCUAGAGGGCGAGAGAGAGCUGCUUCAGCAGCACGUCAGUGUCCUCAUCCAGCAUAAUCUCACCCUGGUUGAAUGCUCCAGGGAGCAGCUGGACCUGUUAGCUAAUGAGCUGCAAGAGAAAAACCUUCUUAUUCAGAGACUGCGGAGUCAGAUCAAAGGUCUAAGUCCUAGCAGCCACCACAGCUCCCACUCUGAUCUGGACCAAUCGGACAGAAGCUCCUCUUCCUGCUACUCAGCCACACAAGGUCGCAAUCUGCCUCAGGGCCAGCGGCGCCUCUCUAACUGGACGGAAACGCCUGCCUCACCUGUAAGAGGAGCUAAGGAAGAAGGAGGGUCCGGUCACAGGGACGAUGCAAGCAGACUGCAGGGCCUGCAGAGGGAGAACGGACGACUAUACGCACAGCUUAAGAGCAGUGAGGAGCUCAACGCCACCCUGCGAAGUGAACUAGACCUGCAUCACUCUAUUAUGGCUCAGAACAGCACCCACUAUGAGGAAAAGGAUCAAAGCCAUGACCAGGACAAGUCAGUCCCUCAUUUGGAAGCACAUAAGCGAGAUAUCAGCUCACAGAAUCUCUCUACAGAACAACCACACACUGUAAAUUCAGACCUUUUAGCGGAACAUCUACAGGAGAUCCGAGCAUUGCGACAACGCCUGGAGGAGAGCAUCCGCACCAACGACCGUCUCAGAGAGCAGCUGGAAAAGAAACUGGCUGAGGUGGAGAAAGACCCAGCUACCAACAUCUUCAUUCAUGGCAAUGAGGAGCAGGGCCAGCUGGCCAAUGAAGUGCGAUUCCUCUGGGAACAAAACCAAGCUUUGAAGGAACAGUUCAACUUGGGGUCCAGAGAUAAGCAGAAGGAGAACGAGAAGCUACGGGAGACUUUGGCCAGGAGAACGGCCAAAUUGGAGCAGAGCCGCAAAGACUGUGAAGACCUGAGGCAGGAAAACAGACAACUGUUGGAGAGGCUGGAGCACUGCAGCCAGGAAAACUCCCAACUCCAGGAUUCACUGCACUACAGCAAAGAGGAGCUGCACAGGUUGCAGUGUGAGGUGAAGCUCCAAAGGCAGCAGCUGUCAGACUCCCAGCAUCUUCUUCAGUCAUUGCGAGUAGAACUACAAGUGUACGAAAAGAUGAAGACUGAGGUUCAUAAACACAGUGAAUCCACUGAGACUAUCAAGGAGCCCUUCCCAGUCUCCGUGGGCUCUGUGGACCUUGGUGAGCUGCUGUCAGAGAUCAGACACCUAAGGCUGCAACUAGAGAGAAGCAUCCAGACCAACACAGCUCUGCGACAAAAGCUGGAAGAGCAGCUGCUCAGAGGAGCCAGCCACUCUGAAACUAUCAACAUUAACUACCUGCUCUCGUCUCCAGAUGAAGGCGGCAGAUCACCUGGUCGAGAGGGCUGUGAUCCACUCCGCCACUCCCAGCAGUGUCACAGCGAACACAUUAGCAUCCGCCAAGAUGAAAAACGUCGGCAUCAUACAGAAGUGGAAAGUGGCUCAGUCAGCAGCAGCUCUAGUGAGAGUGUCUCUGGCACUCCCUCCCGUCUCGUGCCAGGCCACCGCAUGUGGGCUAAUCGCAAUGGACGCCAUAUUCUGGGUCUAAUUGAGGACUACAACGCCCUACGCAAACAGAUCUCAGAGGGACGCAAACUGUCACGUUGCAUGGACGCACAACUGCAGGACUGUCUACACACACUCGGAUUGCAUGGCUCCGACAAGGUGUUGGAUCUGCAGCAUUUGAAGAGCCUGUCCGGCAACAUGAACACAAUGCAGCAGGUGUUAGAGGAAGCUGGUCGGCUGCUAAAACUGGUGUGGAGAGUCUCUUUGCCAGCUGGCACCAUAGCAGGGGACACCAGCAACAAUGAGCAGGAUGAGCUGCUGAAAAGCGAGAUAGCCAGACUGAAAAGCAGGCUGUCACAGCAGGAGAGGAUGCUGAGUGGAGCUGUUAAACGCCUCCGCACCACCAACCAGCUCAAAGAGGGAAUGGAGAGGGUCAUCAUUGACCAGCUGUGUCUAACUCAUGGAGUUCUGAAGAAAGCCAGAGGGAACUUAGAGACAAAUUACUGCACCUUCUUUGGCCUGAAAGGCCUGUCUGGAGGACCAGACGAAGGAGAUCCCAGUCAGUGGCCAGUAGAGGACACUACAGGACCUCAGCAGAUAAGUGCUCCUGCUUGUCUGCGUGCAGGCAAAAGCUCAGAGUCCUUGGAGGACCACAACAGUGAAACGUCCUUGCAUUGCAGCUACUAAAUCUGUCAACGUCCCAACUAGCUUUGAUCAAGUAGCUCUGUAAUGUGCAUCCUGCCUUUUUGUCCUGCUGUAUAACUGACACCUUAAUUUCCUGAUUUAAAAGCCUUUCUCCUAUAAUUGCACAAAAACUGCCUAUAAAUUAAUUUUAGGUACUGAAAACUUGUUUUAAAACAUGACUUUGUAAAUAGUCAUUGCUGCAGAAAUUUUAGUAUUAGUAUUUUCCUUUAUAUGCUGAAAAUGUAUUUUAUUACUCGCUCAUUGUUUUUAACUGUCAUGUUCUGUAUAUACGAAGGUUCAGAGUGAUCGUGUCAUCAAAGAAUUAUGUGCAAAUGCAGUAAAAGAAAGUUUAACAGUGGAAACUA